AUGAGUGCAGGGUGCCUGGCUGAGAAGAGCAUCCCAUGUGGCAAAUGAGGAAAUUUGCAAGUUUCUGGUUCCAAGGUGUUACCUGGCUUGGGAGAAGGUUGUGAAGAAAUGUGGCUUCCAAAGGUAAUCUACGGAGGUGAGGUCCGGGGGAAGUCCCCAGAGCCUGAGUUCUCCUCACUGGUGAACCUGUCGAGUUGGAAAAUUAACAAUUUGAUGUCAGCUGUCCACAGUGAUGAGGCUGAUGUGCUGUCCUGUGUUCUGUUUGAAGAACUGAUGCGGUGUGACAAAGAUUCCAUGCCAGACGGCUGUCUGUCAGAGGAGGAAAGACUGUUUCUCUCGUAUUUUCCUUUGCACAAAUUUGAGCUAGAACAGAACAUCAAAGAACUUAACAUCCUUGCGGACCAAGUUGACACCACUCACAAGUUGCUGACCAAGACCAGCCCGGUGGCCAGCUCUUCUGGGGCUGUUUCUGGGGUCAUGAGCAUCCUGGGUUUGGCCCUAGCACCUGUGACAGCAGGAGACAGUCUCGUGCUCUCAGCAGCUGCGACAGGGUUGGGGGCAGCAGCUGCCAUCACCAACAUAGUAACAAAUGUUUUAGAAAAUAGGAACGAUUCAGCAGCAAGAGACAAAGCCAGCCGACUGGGGCCUCUGACGACAUCACAUGAGGCUUUUGGAGAAAUAAAUUGGUCUGAAAUCGGGGCUGCUGGCUUUUGUGUUGACAAGUGUGUAAAAGCCAUCAAGGGCAUCAGGGACCUUCGUGCCUACCAGAUGGCCAAAGCCAACUCUGGGUUCAUGGCUAUGGUCAAGAAUUUUGUGGUCACAAGACACAUCCCUUUCUGGAGGGCUAGAGGGGUGCAGAGAGCCUUUGAGGGCACAACUCUGGCCAUGACCAAUGGUGCCCGGGUGAUGGGUGCUGCUGGGGCUGGCUUCUUACUUCUGAAAGACAUGAGCAGCGUCCUGCAGAGCUGGAAGCACCUGGAGGAUGGGGCAAGGACAGAGACAGCAGAGGAACUGAGGACACUUGCUAAGAAGCUGGAGCAGGACCUGGACUGGCUCACUGAGCGCCACCGGCACCUGCUGCAGAAGGCAAGCUGAACCUGUUCCAGCUGCCGGGGAAGGGCUGUUCGAGGAUCCCGUGUGGUUAAACCAGAAGGGUCUCGCUCACCUCUCCCCUGGCCUGUCGUGGAGCACCAGCCUAGUCUGGGCCCUGGCGGGACACCGAGAAUACCAAAGAGGACAGUCUCUGCCCCAAGGACACUUGGCCACCAGCCAGCCCCACCAGCACCAGGCCCCGGGAAGACACCGACAGCGAGAAGAGUGGGUCACCCUGUCACCAUUGAACCUUCACUUAACAGAGGCAAAAUGCAAGUCUUUGAUGAAGAAUAA
Molecule: messenger RNA, 1386 nt
Organism: Mandrillus leucophaeus (drill)
Lineage: Eukaryota; Metazoa; Chordata; Mammalia; Primates; Cercopithecidae
Gene: APOL5
Product: apolipoprotein L, 5
Biological process (GO): lipid transport; lipoprotein metabolic process
Cellular component (GO): extracellular region; membrane
Molecular function (GO): lipid binding
Source: RefSeq, a predicted model, not a curated record